Electrophorus electricus (electric eel) is the source of this 2382-nucleotide messenger RNA. The record is from RefSeq and is a predicted model, not a curated record. Lineage: Eukaryota; Metazoa; Chordata; Actinopteri; Gymnotiformes; Gymnotidae.
UGUACUCGAAGGAUUGGAGGGCUAUUCUGCUUGUCUGUAUCCCCUUUAACGCUUGAGUUAGCGAGCCGUGUGUGCUUAAGAUUCAGGGCCCCGCCUCCCACACUCAGCGUCCGAACCAACUCCUGUAGCGUCCACCAUAGCCUCUAAUGACUGAUCUCAAAUCAAGCACCGAGCACUGUGGCACCGAAACGGUGUGGAGGAAAUAGAAGAUGGAGUAAUAGCGACACGUCUUUCACACUCUCCUUCAUUUUCUUUGAUGGAUUUGCGUCUUCACUGGAGCUUUACCUACAUCAAUUGCACGAUCGGACUUUGAGUGGAAAUGGCAUCCGACAACAUACAGCGUAGUUACUCUAUCAUACCAUGCUUCAUAUUUGUGGAGUUGGUCAUCAUGGCUGGCACGGUGCUGCUGGCCUACUACUUUGAGUGCACCAGCUCAUUUGGGAUCCACAUCCAGGGCUUCUUCUGCAACGAUGCCGACCUGAUGAAACCCUACCCUGGCAUGGAGGAGAGCAGUUUCAUCCCACCACUCAUCCUCUACUGCGUGGUGGCUGCCACACCCACUACUGUUAUCUUCAUUGGGGAGAUCUCAAUGUACAUCAUGAAGUCAACCAGAGAGGCCCUCAUUGCCCAGGAGAAAACCAUCCUUACUGGGGAGUGCUGCUACCUGAAUCCACUCAUUCGCAGAAUCAUCAGGUUUAUUGGUGUCUUUGCAUUUGGCCUGUUUGCGACAGACAUCUUUGUGAACGCCGGGCAGGUGGUGACAGGCAACCUGGCGCCCUACUUCCUCAGUGUCUGCAAGCCAAAUUACACAGGCAUGGAGUGCCGCUUCAGCCACCAGUUCAUCUCCAACGGGAACAUCUGCACGGGCAACCAGGUGGUGGUGGAGAGAGCCAGGAGGUCCUUCCCAUCUAAAGAUGCCUCGCUCAGUGUCUACUCUGCUGUCUAUGUCACUAUGUACAUCACGAGCACCAUUAGGACGAAGAGCAGUCGUCUGGCCAAGCCAGUACUCUGUCUGGGGACUCUGUGUGCGGCUUUCCUGACUGGUUUGAACCGGGUCUCUGAGUAUCGCAACCACUGCUCAGACGUCAUUGCUGGCUUCGUCUUGGGAGGCACCAUGGCUCUUUUUCUGGCACUGUGCGUGGUGAACAACUUCAAAGGGGCCCACUCAAGGCCCGUCAAACGGAACAUAGAGGAUUACCGCAGCCUCCCACUGAUGACAUUUCCCCGCGUGGAAAGUCCUCUCGAGACCCUCAGUGCCCAGGGAAAAUCCAUGAAGACAGCCCUAUUGACGACCAGCCAGCCAAACAGACCUUCUGCUCUAACGGGCAUCUGUGCUUCAGAGUGGGGCGGAGAAUUCCUCCACACUCUUGGCAAAUGCAAGAGGCACAAAUCCACCAGCGUAUCACAAUUCAGGAUGGCCCGUCAGGGAAAAUGCCAUGCGCGAUGAAACCCAAUGUGUGUGGUAAGCCGAGGGGAAAAUCAGGCACCCUGUCAUCCUGUUCUUACGAAGAUGAGCAAGACAUACAAAAUGGUUGAUUCGGGAGGAAAUGGGGUCGAAAAUGAUGCCUGGCUCUUCUCUUCUUCCAUCUCACUGUUGUGUAAUCAGACUUUGAAAUGGGGUGGGGUUCAUGCAAAGUGACAAGGAAACCUUGGUGCACAUCACUUUGACUCCAGUCCUUUCUGUCUUUCAGAACCAUUCAACAUCAAUGACUGAAGUCACUUGACUAAGGGGCCGGCACAGAGUCACCUUCGCUUCACCUCAACACUUCUAGGCACAAGAUGUUUUUGUACUGUCGCAUACUGUAUAAACAGACAAAUAAAGAAUAGUAUUAUGUUGUACCAAGUUAGAGGCAGACAUUUUGUACAUUUUGUAAAAGACAGUGCUGUAGCUUCCUCUUCUGUUUUCUCUGAUGGAUUACAUGCAGGAGGUAAGCCUUCCUUGCCAUGUUUUCAUCAAAGUCAAACACAGUCUAUAUAUGAUAUUGAAAUGUCGAUGUUGUUAUGUGGUAUUUGUACAAAGAAUUAUUUUAUUCCAUUUUUUUCUGUAAAUUUUUUGACAAAGAUCAUCUUUUUUGUAUUAUUUUUGUUAUCUGUAUAAAACAUUUUGAUUAACUUUUGCCUGCUGUUUUUCCAGGAAUGUUUUUGGUAUUCCUAUUUUUUGAUGUAAAAUUAUGUAAAAUACACAUUGAAUUGUGAUGCAUUAAUUUUCCAAUGGCAUCUUUAAAUUGCCAUUAGCUGAGCAUGAAAGUACACAGAAUUGUUUGACAAACUGUUCCUUUCUUUCCCAAUUGUAUAUUGUUUUCAUUUGCGGUUUGCAUUUCAUUUGAAAUGCUACAUAUAUAUUUUUUGAUUUGUCUGUCAAAUAAAUAGUCUGUUGCUGAA